UAAAAUAAGUUGAAUCCACACGGGAGGAGUGAAACCCCGUGGUCCCAGUGACACUUUGCCGAGGGUAGGAAGAAACCAGAAGGGAAGACGAAGACGACACUGCGACGUCGUCAAUUCUGAGACACAAAAACAAAGUGGAAAAUGCCAUCCGUUUGCUUUACUCUCUUCUCUAUUUUACUGAUCGCCACCCUUCCCAACUUUCAGGGAUACGCCGCUAGUGAUCUUUACUCCAGAUCAUCAUCGCCGUUUUCAGUGGCUCUUGAAACCCUUCAGAAACAAUUAGGCUAUUCCUUCAACAGCACAGGUCUUCUUCGUCGUGCCAUGACUCAUGCUUCCUUCUCAGAAGAGAACAACAGAGGUUUGAGCAUUUUGGGUGCUUGUAUCAUGCAAAAAGCUGUCUUAUUCCAGUUACUAUCUAAAGACAUUGACAUUUCUUCGAGAGAUCUGAAUCGUCGAAUAGCGGAAAUCUCCAAAGUGGAAUCUGCAUGUACUGGAGACGGAUUGCGGUUGGGAUUGCACAAAGUGGUUCGGGUUUCCCCCAAGACCAAUUCUUCUGCACCUUCUGUGGUUUGUGGUGCGUUCCGUGCAAUCUUUGGUGCUAUUGCUAUUGAUGCCGCAAACUACGAUGCUGCAGGCAACGUUUUCUGGGCCGUUCAUGGCUCUAAGGGCGGCGUUGCUCUGCCAUUUUGAACCAAAGUGAGAAGUGUGGACAGAUGGAGGAGGGUAGAAACAUAAAGUAAUGUUGCGAAGUUAAGAGAGAAAAUUGGAUUGAAGAUGGACGUUUAGUUGAAGAUCACGAGAUACCUGAGUAUCAUCGCCAUUAGGUGCGUUAAUCACGACUUUCUCGUACUAGCCUUUUAUCCAAUAUCAUUUGAGAAAGAGUGCAGACUGUUGGAACUAGGAUGCUAUUUUACUCUUUCUUUGUCCAAAAACGAAUUUAUUACUAAUAUUCUCAUUUCUCAACAAGCAGCCUGAAAAAAGCUCUAAUCUCGGCAUGGUUGGGCUUGGCCCAAUAUGUCACAGAUUGCUUGAGUCUUUUUAAAAAAAAAAAAA
This is a messenger RNA of Prosopis cineraria, 1053 nucleotides long. Its product is annotated as protein NUCLEAR FUSION DEFECTIVE 2. NCBI's taxonomy places the organism in Eukaryota, Viridiplantae, Streptophyta, Magnoliopsida, Fabales, Fabaceae. Gene Ontology annotation, biological process: RNA processing. The transcript has 4 exons. The record is from RefSeq and is a predicted model, not a curated record. Gene Ontology annotation, molecular function: ribonuclease III activity. Bases 142 to 690 code for a protein of 182 amino acids.